CAUGACUGAAAGAUGUCAAAAUAAGUUUACAGAAAAUUUAGAGAAUCGAAAAUAUAUUAUUUACUUUGGUGUUAUAUCGGCUUCGAUAACAGUUUUAUAUUUUUAUAGAUUUCACUUCGUAACUAUAACCUUCAGUUAUGUGUUGGGAUGUUUGGCUUGUUAUUGCGGCCUGAAUUCCACUAUUCUACAUAAUUACUUGGAUAAUUUAAAGUGCCAUUUCAUUACAAACCCACCUGAAGAUGAGCAAGAGGAGGUUCCCCUGAAAGGCUGUGCUGCAUGUGGUUCAAAAACUUGUGCUCGACAUGACGCGGGACUUACCUCUGAGCCCUGGGAGGGGCUCCAAAUACAUAAACAACUUGACCAAGCCAUACAAGAUUUCUACAACGCAAUAUUAGACCAGUUUGUGAACACAUGGUACAGUAAGAUCACAUUGCAACCUUUCUUCGUGGACGAGUUGCGGCACCAGCUGAGAUAUGCCUCAGCUUGUUUAUUGAGAAGAGCUCUUAAGGUAAAUUACUCCCAUCUGAUCCUGAACCGGCUGGUGGGGUGCGCGCUGCAGCACUACACGGUGUGGUCGGAGGGCGGGCCGGGGACCGAGGCGGUGGCCCCGCACCCGGCCGCCUGCAGCAGAGAGGCCGAGCUGCGGUACCUCCGCAGCCUCACCAACGCGCUCAUGCCAUAUCUCCUCGACGACACCAACGCGCACAACUCAGUAUUUCGUGUGCUAAUAAGAGAAAUUUUCGCCGGCUGGGUGCUGCUGUCACUCACAGACGUGCUGGCUGACCCGUACAUCCUGAACAACAUCAUAAUCCUCGCCACCAGUAAUGAGAAGAUGGCAGCUCUGCCUACCACUCCCAAUUAUAAGGUGGAAUUCCUGGAGACGUUUGUGCGGCAUAAUGAAACGGUAUACAGCAAACGCGGAAAACUGCUUCGACUCGACUUGGAGUUCGUGAUAAAUGACCAGGACUACCUGUACGCCUUCAUGCAAUAUAUGAAGACCACUUGCCAUAUGCAUUUGUUGCAGUUCUAUAAGGAUAUCAAAGUAUUCCAGUGUAGAGUGCUGAACCCUGAGCUGGAUGCGGCGGAGCAGGCUCAGCUGGUGCGGGCGGCGCGCGACCUGCUGCAUCACCACCUGGCGGAGGGCCCGCGGCUGCCGCUGCCGGACGCCCUGCAGCAUGAGCUCGCACACCUCCUCGACAGCCUCCACCAGGACGACGCCAUUAAGAGAUUACAAACUAGUCGAGCACUAUAUCAAGCCGCGAGACAAUCGCACACGAUUCUAGAAAAAAUUAUUUUGCCUAAAUUUUUACACAGCGAAGAGUUUUACAAACUUGUGGUUGGUUCGAGAGCGCCAACUGGUUACCAAAAGCAACAUAUUAAGAAACCUAUUGGGAAACCAACAAACUUUGUAAGGCCAGAGCGAGUUUCGGGACAUAAUUUGGACACUUCAACCAAUUCAGACGUGUCAGAUGCCGAUGGUUUAGAUAAAAUGGAUAUCCUUAAGUAUUUGGAAACUGUAGCCGCCGAAGAAAAGUUGAGGGAACACGAUUUGAGAACUUAUAAAGUCGUUCUGACCAAUGUCAAAGAACAAUUGCAAUUCCCGCCACGACGAGGUACGGUCCGAGUAUUCACCCUAGCGGUACACCGUGUCGAAGACGGUUCGGCGGCCAACUUGUGGACCGUAGAGAGAAGCGAACAUGACUUCCACUUACUCAGGAGUAAGCUACACGAGUUCCAUGGGGACAAACUGUUUCUAGACUUGCAACUACCUUCUAGAAGAGACAAUAGCCCGCUAGAAACACUUAGAUAUAAAUACGAAGAUUUCCUACAAAGAUUAUUACAAAAGAGUCUUCUGCAAACAAGUGAACUUCUUUAUUUCUUCCUCAUCGCGGAUGGCGACUUCUCAAUGGCAUUGCAACCAUCUACCCUCAAUGCUAACAGUACAGACUUGGCGAAUUUGUACCAGUCCGUCACGUACAAGCUGAGGAAGGAAAAGGGACAGCAUUUGGAAGGUUUCCUGAGGAAUUUACUGUUUUCCUCAGAUUUAGAACGAUACCAAGUUCUGAAACAAGGGAACGCAUCGAGCGUGGAGGAGGCGGUGGAGGUGAGCGAGGCCCCCCCCGCGCCCCCCUCGCCCCCCGCGCCCCCCGGCCGCCCCCGGCGCGGCCGCAGGGGGCCGGUGGGGGCGGUGUUCGGGGACAACUUCGGGCUGCAGCUCCCGCGCGGGGCCUCGCUCGGGCCCUGGCGACCUCCACACGCGCUCCACGGAUUCACCGACUGCUGCAUAUAUUUUUUGGUGAGGGUGGUGGAGUGCGGCGAGGUGGUGCGGCGCGUGGUGUGCGGCCUCCUGCAGCGAGCGCGCCCCCUCCCCGACCGGGCCGCCGCCGCGCUAGUGCGCCGCGCCCUGCCUCGCCUGCUGCCGCCGCCGCGCCUCGCGCGCCUCGUCACGCUCGCCCACGAACUGAUUUUCGGCUCGAAAGACCGAGAGCGAACGUCAAGCGCUACCCGUGACCGAGCGUUUCAACGCGCGCGCGAUCGCCUCACCGCGCUACUCGGCGGGCGCGCCGCCGCUGCGCUGCAGCUAUUGCAGCGGCCGCACCUUAACAAGCAGUUGGUGUACAAUUUACUGGAUUUGUGCGUGAUAGAACUAUUCCCGGAACUAGGUGCUACAAGGGAUAUGCCAUCGAAAGAGCCAAAGAGUUGAGACUAACGAGCAUUGUAUGGAAAAAUAAACUAACACUUAGAAUAAUAUUAUCAGUAUGCAUUUUUUUGUAAAUUGCGAGUGAUAUAUGUUUUUUACUGACUGUAAUUUAUGACCUGUAAAUAUUCACCUGUAAUAUAUUUAAAUCUAUUUUUAUAAUAUUAGUUUUAUAGCAAUACAAUUUGAAUUCUUAAUAAACCUAAGGUUGUUGAUAGCAAAAAGACCAUGUAACUAUUAUAAUAAAUAUUUUUUAAUAUUUAAAUGUUUUCAAUCUGUAAAUGGGACACCAGAGAAUAAAUUAUUUUUAAUAAA
This is a messenger RNA of Achroia grisella, 3013 nucleotides long. RefSeq names its product sorting nexin-14-like. The record is from RefSeq and is a predicted model, not a curated record. The transcript is spliced from 17 exons. Gene Ontology annotation, biological process: autophagosome maturation. Gene Ontology annotation, cellular component: late endosome. The coding region runs from base 2 to 2704 and encodes 900 amino acids. Gene Ontology annotation, molecular function: phosphatidylinositol binding. NCBI's taxonomy places the organism in Eukaryota, Metazoa, Arthropoda, Insecta, Lepidoptera, Pyralidae.